Messenger RNA from Glycine soja, 984 nucleotides. Its product is annotated as transcription factor BEE 3-like. Gene Ontology annotation, molecular function: protein dimerization activity; DNA-binding transcription factor activity. Lineage: Eukaryota; Viridiplantae; Streptophyta; Magnoliopsida; Fabales; Fabaceae. Gene Ontology annotation, biological process: regulation of DNA-templated transcription. Bases 26 to 784 code for a protein of 252 amino acids. The transcript is spliced from 6 exons. Gene Ontology annotation, cellular component: nucleus. The record is from RefSeq and is a predicted model, not a curated record.
CAAAAACUUUCUUCUUAAAAAUCACAUGGCUGAAUUCACUGCAGAUUUGCAAAGUCUUAGGUUUCCUUUCUUAGAUAUUGAUAACAUGGAAAUUCAGAACUUCAUGAUGCCAUUCUCCUGUGAAAGCUUCUUAGGCUCUCCAGAAGCUGAAUUUCCAGGAAACUUAUUGGAAGAAAAUUUUCCGGCUCUUGUUCAAUGUGUCGAUCACAAUGAAGUUCCAGUUUUAGUUCCUAUUGGUUCAGUUAAAAAUGAAAUCCAUGAAGGUCAAAAGAGGAAAGCAACUGAUAUAUGUGAGCCAAGUUCUGCAAAUUCAACUCCUGCUGUUUCUGAGAGUGGAAGCAAGACAAAAAAUAGUUCUGGAAGAGGCAAGAGAGUAAAGAGGAAUUCGAUAGAAGACAAGAAACCAAAUGAAGUAGUUCAUGUUAGAGCCAAACGUGGUCAAGCUACUGAUAGUCACAGUUUAGCAGAAAGGGUUAGAAGAGGGAAAAUUAAUGAAAAACUUAGGUGUUUGCAGAACAUUGUCCCAGGAUGUUACAAGACAAUGGGUAUGGCAAUAAUGUUGGACGAGAUAAUAAACUAUGUCCAGUCCUUGCAACAUCAAGUGGAGUUCCUCUCUAUGAAGCUUACUGCAGCAAGUACCUACUAUGACUUAAAUUCAGAGUCAGAUGCUUUGGAAACAAUGCAGAGAGCAAGGGCAUCCGAGGUGAAAGAGUUGGGCAAGUGUGUGAGAGAAGGAAGUGAAGAAGUUUCUUGCUUUGAACCAACAUGGCCAUGGCCUCUGUGACUUGGGUUUUGGAUGUUUUAACACAAACCACACAAGUUAUGAAUUGAAUGCCCUUCUUCUUACUUUCUACACUUUUAAAGGAUCAAUUUGUUUUCACUCCUUAGUGUAUAAGCACAGAGUAGACAUUCUCGUUUGUACAAUCCCAUCAAACACGUGUAGAAAUGGAAGUGAUUAAAGCCUACGUACAUUUCAAUUUUUUA